AUGGCGGACUGUGGAAGGAGGGGACUGUCGCUCCUCGAGGAAGCGCGAUCUCGCUACGAGAGCCUGCAGAUUUCCGACGAUGUAUUCGGGGAGUCGGGAGACGACAGCAGCGAAAACCCCUUUUACAGUACAACGGGAGACUCCAAUUCGGAUAACUACCCGGAGACGAAUCCGGACGAUGCCGGAGCAGGUGAAGCGAGGAGUCAGAGCUGCGGUCCCCCCGGAUCCGUCUCCAACGGCCAGGCGCAGGAGGAGGGCUGGAGCGACUCGUUACAGGACCUCAGCGUGCCCCACUUUCAGGACACGCAUGGUCCGACACAGAAAAUGCCAGCCACUGCCACGGCAAUGGACUUCUUCCAGCUGUUUGUCCCUGACAACGUCAUUCAGAACAUGGUGACCCAGACCAACAUGUAUGCCAAGAAGUACCAGGAACGCUUUGGCAGCGAUGAAGGAUGGACCAAUGUGACGCUGGCUGAGAUGAAGGCCUUUCUGGGCUACGUUACUUCUACUGGCGUGAAUCGCUGCGAGUCAGUGCUGAGCAUCUGGAGCAGCGGAUUCUUCAGUAACCGCAGCAUCGCGCUCAAGAUGAGCCAGGCACGGUUCGAGAAGAUCCUCAAGUACUUCCACGUCGUAGCCUUCCGCUCCAGUCAUGGUGGCAGUCAGGGCCUCUAUAAGAUCCAGCCCUUCCUGGACUCUCUCAAGCAGAGCUUUGCCUCGUCCUUCAGGCCCUCACAGACACAGGUCCUCCAUGAGCCCUUGAUUGAUGAGGACCCCGUGUUCAUUAGCACAUGUACAGAGAGGGAGCUGCGCAAGAGGAAGAAGAGAAAGUUCAGCCUGUGGGUGCGACAGUGCAGCUCCACUGGCUUCAUCUGCCAGAUCUAUGUCCAUCUAAAGGAGGGUCCAGGUCCAGAUGGUUUGGACACGCUGAAAAAUAAACCCCAGCUUCACAGUCUGGUGGCCAAGCAGCUCUGCCAGAAUCUGGCUGGCCGUAAUGCAAUCAUCUUCACUGGCCCAAGCAUCACAAGUCUAAACUUGUUUCAGGAAUUUGAGAAACAGGGCAUCUACUGCUGCGGGUUGCUGAGCACAAGGAAGAGUGAUUGCACAGGUCUUCCUCAGUCUAUGCUGAUCAAUACCGAGGCUCCACAGCAACGUGGCCAGUCUCACAUUAGGAUGAGAGGCAAUAUGUCCAUAAUCAACUGGUACAACAAAGGCAACUUCAGGUUCCUCACCAAUGCCUACUCUCCCACUAAAGAAGGGGUGAUCAUUAAGAGGAAGAGUGGAGAAAUCCCAUGUCCCCUUGCUGUGGAGGCCUUCGCUGCACACCUGAGUUACAUCUGCAAAUAUGAUGACAAGUACAGCAAGUACUUCAUUUUCCACAAGCCUAACAAGACCUGGCAGCAGGUGUUUUGGCUGACUAUUAGCAUCGCCAUCAACAAUGCCUAUAUUCUUUACAAGAUGUCAGACGCCUACCACGUCAAACGCUACAGCCGGGCGCAGUUCGGCGAGAGGCUGGUCAAGGAGCUUCUGGAUAUGGACGACUGCUCACCCACUCAGUGAAGAAACCACAUGCAGUCUCUAACCCUCUCACACUAACAUACUCAAAUACACUUGCAUUCUGCACUUCAGGGUCAUUCUGAACAAACAAACCCUAUACAUAAUAGACAUAAUCAAAUGUGUGCCAAGUUUGGUUGAAAAAGGGACGUUUUCCAUCUAAACUCACAUUUAAGACCCCAUUUGAUACUACAGGACUGUGGUGCAUACGUGACUGUAACAUUUGCUGCAUGAGAAACACGAAAACGUGCCCUUUGUAGAUGUGCAAUGAUUUUCAGUAAUAGUGUUGACGUAGUUUUGAACCCUGAGGUACAUGUUUUGUGAAUUCUCUGUUUGUGAGCAGCAUAUCCAACAUUCAGCACUGAUAAAUAUACUGUAUAUACUCACCUUAGAUCACAGACCAUCGUAGAUGUUGUCCCAAAUACCUGGGCUCUUUUCUAUUUUAUAUCACUUAAUAUUUAUGGUCUUUCUGACUUUUUUUUUUUUUGAAGGCAGCAACAUUAGUGACGCAGAUGAUGUAUAAUGCCACACAGACACCGAAACUGGUGAUAUGUGGCAAAACUACUAUGCUUUCCCAAUCGUUUUUGCACCUGGAAGAAGCGGUCAGGAUUUGCAAAAGUCUAAUUAUCCCAAAUUAGAUUUCAACAUAACAUUAACUCCUCUGUCUGCCUUUCAUUAAUAUCCAUAUCGUUUUGUCAACUAAAUAAGGAUGAAUAUACAGUAGGAAAAGGCCCGAUAUACAGUAGUAUACCAAAAAUAAUGUAAAUAUUAUUUCUAAUAAUUUAUUUAUAUAUUUUUAUUAUGUGUAAUUUCAAUUGAUUAUCUAGGGGCAUUGAUGUGCUUGCGAAAGAAUAAAAAAAAUGAAUGAAAUGAUAAGACUUUAACUAGAAUGUCUGUCCACCUGUAAGUGGCCGGAUUUAUGUGGUCGUUCACUGUUCCAGAAUCUAUCACAAGAUCAGUUUUCCAUGUUGCUAUACUGUAACCGUAGUAAUGACGGUACAAUCGCAGCUCGUGGCAUAAUUCGUCCAUUCAAAGAACCGAAGCAGAAUCAUUUCCCUCAGGUAAUAUAUUUAGUCCAACAUCUCCCUCUGUAUCACUGUGUUAUAUUCAUGACCACUGUAAGGGACAGGUGCACUAUUGUGAGUAAAUCUGUCACAGAUUUAACAGAAACGCUUCUUAUUUCCUGUGACAUCACCUGCUGGUUUUCUUUGUACUAACAAACCAAUUAGGAUGCUUACCACUGAAAAUCACUUAAAACAUCCUUUCAAAGCUUCACAUUCACUCUAUUCAAAUCUGUACAAAAGUCGACUUUGUAAUGUCAGCUGCAGUUAUUCACAACAAUAUAUUUGCCAUAUUUUAUACCUUUUGAAUCAAGACAAAAGCAAUGUUGUAUUAUAUAGGUGUGCUCAUAAACAUGAUUGUUUAUUUGUGUUCUGAUCAGUGGCAUGAAUGUUGCAAACAUUCGGUUUCACUUCAUUGUAAUAUUUUCUACAUAGUCAGUAUACUAACAAACACACUUCAGGCGAUAACUGCCACAUGUGCUUAUCUAAUAUAAAUGGCAGAGAUUGUAUAUCUGUGUUUUUCAGAGCAUCCUUUGGGUUCAAGCUGCACUUGAGUGGGAAUGGUUGAAUUAUUUUAAUCAGGCAGACAGUGAACUGUAAUGGCGUUAGAGAGGUGUUUGACCUUAUCUAGGGCGACCUCAGGGUUUUGUAACUACAACAUCUACUGUAGUGCAAUAUAACGUAGGAGAUCGGACUGGGUGCUAUGAACAUCUCUGCCAAGAACAUAUUCUGUAAGCCAGAAAAUUGUUGGCAUGACCGAGACUUUUAAUUAAAGCGCUUGCUGGUGCAGAACAUUAGAAUAAAACCCUUCCAAUAAGCAAUGUUUUUUGCUUUUGCACUGGCCGCUCACAUUGUAGGAUAUGCUUCAGGGCCAGCUUCAUGUGGCAUGAUAGCAGAUGAAAAUAAACUGUCCUUUUAAUAACAACACAGCUAUGACAGCUAUAUAAUCUCAUUUACUAGACCAAAUUCUUUAAUAUCUUUUCAAUCUAACAUGAACCCGGUGUUGGCCAUGUAUCUGUUUCAUGUAUGAAUGUAGUGAAUGUGCCGUGUCUUGCUGUAAUAAUGCUUGGUGUUCUCAACUUGUCUUCUCACUGUGAAUGUUGAAAUGAUUCAGCUGGAUGUGAGAGUAUCUGUUAUCUCACUCUGUGUCCAGUUAUCAGACUGACCUGUGCUUCACCUCCCUGCCUCUAUGUGAGUUUACACUAAUUUGCACACUAAUAAAUGUUGUUUAUACAGUA
Carassius auratus (goldfish) is the source of this 3850-nucleotide messenger RNA. RefSeq names its product piggyBac transposable element derived 5 (gene pgbd5). Lineage: Eukaryota; Metazoa; Chordata; Actinopteri; Cypriniformes; Cyprinidae. The coding region runs from base 1 to 1557 and encodes 518 amino acids. The transcript has 7 exons. Gene Ontology annotation, biological process: non-replicative DNA transposition. Gene Ontology annotation, molecular function: transposase activity. The record is from RefSeq and is a predicted model, not a curated record. Gene Ontology annotation, cellular component: nucleus.